AUGAGAGAUAGUGAAACAUUGCAAUUCAGUUUUCCUUUUCAUUCUUUCUUAGACACAACUUUUUUUCAAGAACUUUCGAGUUUAAAACUAGAUAUCUUUAAAUUGGAUAUAAAAGAAAAGAACAUCUAUGCUAAAUUGAAAUUUGAUCAAAUAUCUACAAAUAAAAAUGUAUUUUUGAAUUCUCAAAGUUUUCAUUUUGAUGACAGCAAUAAAAAAGAUACAAAUGGACCCUUAAUUAACGGUAAAUUGUACAAUUAUAAUACUAUCGAAGAGUUUAAAAAUCUUGAUAAAGUGAAGUUUUUAGAGGACAGAGCUUCAGACAUUUGGAAUCUAGGCAUAAAAGACAUUAAUAAUAUUGCAAGCUUUUAUAUUAUCAGUUUUGCAGAUUUGAAAAAACAUAAAUACAUCUAUUGGGUUUCUUAUCCAUAUUUCCAAAGCAAAAAUUUAAGUAUAAAAGUUAACAAUAAAGAUGAAGUAGAGCAUGAAAAGAACACAAAAUAUAGAACUUUUUUUAAUGAACACCCAAAUAUAUGGGUAGCCAUGACGACUGGAUUGCAUAUUGACUUAUACACCAAAGAAAGUUUUUCUGGUGCUCAUACUUUGCUAAUUAGGGAUAUGGGUGAUAUACCAUCUGUUCCAACUGCUCUUGCAAAAUCAUUUUUAACAAUAAUAAAACAUAAUCAUGAAAAUAUUAAUGAAAUAACAGUGGUGUUUGUUCGAUCUGAUCCAUCAAGUUUUUCAAUGUCUUUGAGUUUAAUGAUUGAUGAAAGUGUGGAUUCUAAUUUGGCGAUCGGUGGUUGGGAAAAGAAUACUAAUGGGAAAUUGACGCCUGUGGCGAUUGAUUUAAGCACAUUAAUAGAUCCGAUUACUAUUGUAGACCAAUCAGUUGAUCUGAACUUAAAAUUAAUGAAGUGGAGAAUUGCACCAGACUUAGAUUUAGAUAAGAUCAAAAAUUCAAAAAUAUUACUACUUGGUGCAGGUACAUUGGGUUGUUAUGUGGCACGUAGCUUAAUGGGAUGGGGCGUACGAAAGAUAACGUUUGUAGACAAUGGCACUGUUUCUUUGAGUAACCCAGUUAGACAGGCUUUGUAUGACUUUGAAGAUACAGGGAAACCAAAAGCAGAGACUGCCUCAGUUAAACUGAAAAAGAUAUUUCCAUCACUAGAUACCACUGGCGUUAUGUUAAAUAUCCCUAUGAUAGGUCACUCUGACAUAGAUUCAUCAUAUGACGAAGAAGCAUAUGAUAAAUUGGACGAACUAAUUAAGGAGCAUGAUGUCAUAUAUAUAUUGACUGAUUCAAGAGAAGCCAGAUGGCUGCCUACAGUUUUAGGUAACGUACAUAAGAAAAUUGUCAUCAAUGUUGCUUUAGGAUUUGAUAGUUAUUUAGUUAUCAGACACGGCAAUCAAUCGCAAGAGGAAGCUGAGCAACUAGGAUGUUAUUUCUGUAAUGAUGUAGUUGCGCCUACAGAUAGUUUAUCUGACAGAACUCUUGACCAAAUGUGCACUGUCACGCGUCCAGGUGUAGCUAUGAUGGCGGCUUCUCAAUCUGUAGAGGUUUUGGCGUCACUUUUACAAUCCAGAACUCAAGAAGAGCCGGUAGAACUAUCUUUACUAGGAGAAAUACCUCAUCAAAUUCGUGGAUUUCUAACGAAUUUCAAUAUUUUGAAGUUAAAAACUCCUGCUUAUGAAUUCUGCUCAGGGUGCAGUGAUAGGAUAGUUGAUACUUGUAGAUCAGAAGGUUGGAAUUUUAUAAAACAUGCAUUAAGUGAUCCAAAAUUUGUUGAAAAGAUAAGUGGAUUAGAAGAAGUUCAAAAAUCUGUAGAUAGAAUUGCUGAUAAUUUUGACUUCUUCGAUACUGAUUCUAUAGAUGAAAUUUCGUAA
This is a messenger RNA of Tetrapisispora phaffii CBS 4417, 1881 nucleotides long. It is a transcript of the gene ATG7, whose product is annotated as Atg7p. Bases 1 to 1881 code for a protein of 626 amino acids. The transcript has a single exon. Gene Ontology annotation, molecular function: Atg8 activating enzyme activity; Atg12 activating enzyme activity. NCBI's taxonomy places the organism in Eukaryota, Fungi, Ascomycota, Saccharomycetes, Saccharomycetales, Saccharomycetaceae. Gene Ontology annotation, biological process: autophagosome assembly; cellular response to nitrogen starvation; autophagy of mitochondrion. Gene Ontology annotation, cellular component: cytoplasm; phagophore assembly site. The record is from RefSeq and is a predicted model, not a curated record.